AUGUCAUUCACUCGAUACAGCGCAACUCUCUCUAAUCUAACAUCGAUAAUGGGCAACGAAACUCUCAGGACGGAAUAUCAAGAUGCGAUCACGUUCUGUAACAACAACCCAUCUCAACUUGCUGGGUAUGGGGAUAUCCAACGUCUUUUGGCAGAAACCAUGGUAGACUCUGAAUCUCGACCGGACGCCUCGUUCAUUGUGAAUCAAGAGACAAGAGAAGAAAUGGUCUUUCAAAUGCAAGGGAUCGUUCUCGAAGUCGCCCUGCCUCCGAUCGUACGCAGGGUUUCCGUUAAUCAUCUCCAACAAUCCGUAACUAUCGUUGGAUUGGAAGGUGAUCGCCAGUUCGUCAAAGCGUUAGCGGCAAUCAGCUGCAUGCUCGAUCUGUUGAGCCAGUUGGAGAUGAACCACGUUCGUGCAUCGCCACAGACGCGAACGGGUAACGGCGUCCAGGUCACCUUUCGCAACCGGCUGUUAACUCCUUCGCAUGCGGCGAACGAGGACGAUGUUGUAGCUUUGCUGGCUGUGGUUGACCCUCAUAACUUGCUAUCGAAGGAGCUUCAGCCUAACAAAUUCUCAUUCACCAAAGACUCUAAUGUGUCACUCGAGAAGUACAGCUGGACAGCUGAUGGACACCUAUCAUUUGUUCAGCGCCUGGACAGUAUAGCCUUAAUGUCGACCGUGGGAGCCCCUUUGGUGCAAGCCAUGGAAAUGGCGAGCAGAAACCAUGAAGUGCAGCAUCCCUUACCUCGCAAGCGCAGACAAGAUGUCAUGAAGAUUGUGUAG
This is a messenger RNA of Desarmillaria tabescens, 783 nucleotides long. RefSeq lists its product as uncharacterized. Lineage: Eukaryota; Fungi; Basidiomycota; Agaricomycetes; Agaricales; Physalacriaceae. The record is from RefSeq and is a predicted model, not a curated record. The transcript is spliced from 5 exons. The coding region runs from base 1 to 783 and encodes 260 amino acids.